Molecule: messenger RNA, 933 nt
Organism: Symbiodinium sp. CCMP2592
Lineage: Eukaryota; Dinophyceae; Suessiales; Symbiodiniaceae
Source: the annotation of a GenBank genome assembly
AUGCCCUACAAGAAGCUUUUGCAAACACUCCAACGGGAUGGUAUCCUUCCUAAGUGGAAAGGCCAUGUAUGUCCUCGUUGUGGCAUGGGAAAGCUGAGCAAGUUGAAGUUCGUCAAAUCCCGCAAAACAUGGAUGCAUCAAUGCUCAUCUCGCGGAUGUAAGAAGUAUCUUCAGCCAGACGAUUUCCAUCCGAUCUUCUUUCGAGGUUCAGGCUCAUCGGUGACACCUCUCCAUGUCCAGGUUUGCAUCUUCUAUGCUGCGCUCGCAGGGGUUUCGGUGAACUCCGCCCACCUGAUUUUGAACACAGACCACAAAGCAGUAGAACGAGUGUACAACAACUUGGAUGCCGCAAGAGCCCGAUAUGUGGAGCAUAAGGAGAAGUCCAUUACCUACGGCAGUGCAUCGGGUGAUCUUUGGAGGGAUGUUGAGGCUGACGAGGUGGAUGUAGGGAAGGCCCUCGAGGAGGACAGUGAUCAGAAGCCCAAGCUCCGUUGGGAGCAAUGGUGUGGGAUGCCGCCUUUGACAGCACCUCGCGCACCCGGACCCGGACCAAUUCGCAAACGGGAUUGGAGUGACAUCGGCAACAAGCUUCUUCGUGAUCGGCAUGUGGUUUUGCACACAGAUGGCGCUCGUGCUUACAAACUUCGCAUCCCCGGUGUCAUGCACUGCAAUGCCGUUUGGGUGAAGCCCCACUUCACCAAGGUGUACAAGUUGAAGAUGCCGAACAAGAAAACAUUGAAAGUGAAGUCAGGGACGCAAAUCAUCGACAGGUUUUGGGGUCACUUGCGGGCACAUGUAAAAUACACGCAACGCAAGCCUGGCAAUGUGAUUCUUCGACGGAAGAUUAGAGCAGCUCAGUUUACGUAUUGGACGAAAGGCCAGAAUGCCUGGAAGGCUGCGGGCAAUAUGCUGCAGUACUUGUUUGAACUGUAG